UGCACUAAAAGCUGUUUGCAUAUAACAGACGGCGGUUGGACUAUCGUAAGGUGAAUCGCAGAUCACGUUGUUAAGAGAACAGUGAGUGAUUUUAUGCUGCACUACGUCCACAGACGUCUGGUUUUCUUGACGUCAGGAGAAGUCUGAGCGGACCCAGCGCUGCGCACAAGCACAGAAACCACAUCGCUCCCAGAGGGAAGGAGAACACACCACAGCCACAGAUCGCCAUUUAGCUGUAGUGUGGCGAAUCCGAUCAGCAUUGUAGGAUGCCUCUUGGAGAGGAUGGAAAUGGAUGGAAAAAGAAGACAUCAGACAUCAAAGAACAUUAUGACUUCAAAGAAGUGCUGGGGACGGGAGCUUUCUCGGAGGUGGUUCUAGCAGAGGAGAAAAGGACCCAGAGGCUGGUGGCCAUCAAGUGCAUCCCCAAAAAAGCGUUGGAAGGCAAAGAAAACAACAUCGAAAAUGAGAUCGCUGUACUACAUAGAAUUAAGCACCCUAACAUUGUUACGCUGGAGGACAUCUUUGAAAGUACAUCCCACCUAUAUCUUGUCAUGCAGCUGGUAUCCGGAGGUGAGUUGUUUGACAGGAUUGUGGAGAAAGGUUUCUACACAGAGAGAGACGCCAGCCAGCUCAUCCACCAGAUCUUGGAUGCAGUCAAAUAUCUCCACGAUAUGGGGAUUGUCCACAGAGACUUGAAGCCGGAGAAUCUGCUGUAUUACAGUAUGGACGAGGACUCCAAAAUCAUGAUCAGUGACUUUGGCCUGUCAAAGAUUGAAGGAGCGGGCAGUGUCAUGUCUACAGCCUGUGGUACUCCUGGAUAUGUGGCUCCUGAGGUGCUUGCUCAGAAGCCAUACAGCAAAGCAGUGGACUGCUGGUCCAUAGGAGUUAUUUCUUAUAUUCUGUUAUGCGGAUAUCCCCCGUUUUACGAUGAAAAUGAUGCCAAGUUAUUUGAGCAGAUUCUGAAAGCAGAGUAUGAAUUUGACUCUCCGUACUGGGAUGACAUCUCAGAUUCAGCCAAAGACUUCAUAUGUCACCUGAUGGAGAAAGACUCUAUGAAGAGAUACACAUGUGAGCAGGCCCUCCAGCAUCCAUGGAUCUGCGGAGACACAGCCCUGGACAAGAAUAUCCAUGAGUCUGUCAGCGCUCAAAUCAAGAAGAACUUUGCCAAAAGUAAAUGGAAGCAAGCAUUUAAUGCCACAGCGGUGGUGCGCCACAUGCGGAAGUUGCAGUUGGGCACGAGUCUCGAGGGACCCAGUCAGAUAACUCCCACCAGUCCCUGCCAUGGACAUCUGCUCCCAGAGGAAGAGGAGGAAGAGGAGGAAGAUGAUGACCUGGGGAAUGGGGAGGAGGAGAGCUUGUCGCACUAUGAGGACGGCCGUCGCGGAAGCACCGAGGGCAGCACAGACCGGGACAGCCUGAGAAGCUGCACCUACUGCUGUAGGCCAGCCAGUCGCGUUUGAGCACAACUACCCGUUGUCAUGGUGACAUUGUAUCCCUGGAGCGCCCAGAGCCCGCCCGCCCAGUCUGGCCAGGAAUGCAGAGUAGUUAUCAGGCAGUGUCCACCAGAGUACAUCCACAGCAAGCAGGUCACUGUCACAGUGUGGAGAAACAUACUGUAAGUCUUUGUCCCCCCCAAAAAGAUAUAUACACAUCUUAUUCAAGACACAUAUUUUUGUGUUGUUUUUUUUUAUGCAGAGACAGUGAUUUAAGGAAAGGGCCAGUCUGGAUGAUAAGCAACCUAACAUGUAGCUGUCCUGUGCAGCCACAGCAGACAGGGGUCAUCUGACAGUGCGCACAUUACAUGACAUGAUUCUGGAUGUUAGCUUCAGGAGGCCUCUGGAGUCUUAAUCAAAGAUGAGGCGGUGGCUUAAAGGCAGUCUGCUCCAUUAUUUUUGUUCUCACAUUAUCUGUCACAUCUACCUCUAAUCACAAUUACCGUCUGUCUGCUUCCAUCUGGCUCACACUCUCUGCAUUACUGGCAGCUUUCUCCAAAAAUCUGGCCAGACAGGGCUCAAAGAAAAGGGAAAUACUGAAAGCUACUCCUGCAUGUCUUUAUACUCCUUACCCAUCAGUGUGACUCAAUCUAGUCACUGACCAAGUAGCUGUUUAGUUGAAUAGAGUUAAAUUCAAGGCAUGACUCCACUGCCGAUGCCACAUGCCUAUUUGUUCUGUUUGAUCACACUGUCUUUUUUCUCAUGUUAAGUGUUUUUGUCCUUUUCUAAGUAUUUACUACUUUUGUUUAAAGCCUUUUUUUGUUUUUGAACAUUGAAGGUGAUUCUGGGGGUUAUGGACUCUAUAUUCUGGCUCAGACUGGGUUUGUAAAGAUUGGUUCUGACCCAGAGUGUCUGCAUGCUUCUGUUUGGGAAAAACAUGAAUAUCAAAAGGAGACUUUUUUGUUUUGUUUUAUGGCUGUUCUGUUAUCUGAGGCUCAAACUGAGAUCCCCGUUAGUCUAUAAAAUCACAGGAAUCAGACCUUCCUCUGUGGGUUCACAUGGCCUUAGGAGGAGUUAUUUUGAAGGUGCGAUUAUGACUAGAAUCUGCUGCAUGUAGGAAGGAAACAACCAUAUUCACAUCAUCCCUGUUCUGUUUUUGAAAAGCGUCUAAAUAUUGGUCAGUCUCUGGGUCAGAGGGAUCUCAGUCUGGGCGCUCCGCCUGCUCUGUGCUGUGCACCUCUAGUGGAAGAAAUUUUGGUCUACUGUUUGCAUGACCUGGUUAAAUAUGUUUACAUGAAUGAUGAUCAAUUAGUAUAAAUACACAUGAUUAUUAUUACUCUGUUGUAUUGAAAAAAAAAAGAUGUAAUACUGUAAUUUUGAGCUAUAUAAUGUGAAGUGAGUAACACCAGAAGUAAUGUUGUUGACAAAGUACAACACAGCACAGUGGACUUAUCAUUUGCAUUGACAGUCAAGUCUCUACCUGAGGGACAUUUCUCUUGUUUAUUUGCACUUUUUUCCAGUCUGUUUUCUUGCUUAUGUUGAAUCUAUUUGUUCCUCUCUGAUACCCAGGCACAAGCAGAAAAAAUACACAUAUCCUAUUUUGACACAGGUGCCAGCCACAGUGCAAAACAUGAAAAAAAAAAAAGAAAACUUAGCUUGGAAAGCAUCACCUGUCUGCCACGGGAGUAGCUUUCAGUGAGCGAGCACUAUAGCUGUUAUACCGAGGAGACGAACUACAAAACUAAAGCCAUACAGUUAAAUGGGGACAUUUUACUGCAGAUUAAGAAGUGUUUUCAUCUUAUAAAUAUACAACUCUGUUGAAGGAUGACGAUGCUUCGGCUCAAUAUUUAAUGUAGAAAAAAGAAAAGGCAAACUUCUCCCAGAAAAUACUUUAAUUCUGAUAUUAACCAUGCCAUUACAUUUUAGUUUAAGGUAUUUCAGCACACAAUGCCGCAUUAUUAGUUAGCUGUAGAGAUAGAAAACCUAUCCAUUAAAAUGUUGUUGCCCAUAUAAACCCACAAUCUGUCAUUGAUUCUUACAGGUCCACAGUAUAAUAAGAGAAGGCAAUCACUCUGGAUUUACACGACUGUAAUUGUGGAAAAUAUGCAAACUGUGUGUGAAGGGCUUCAUGUUAACUGUUAGAUAGCCAACGCUGAUGACUUUGAUAACUUGGCUAUUAUUUGUUUGGUAAAGACCUUAUAUUGAACCUUACCUGGGAUUUGUUUCCACUUGGCUGUGUUUUUUUUAAAAGCUUAUUUUACCCAUUACAAACACAUCGAAAUGCAUUAAGAAACACGUGUAUAUUAUAUAUAUAAAUAUAAGUAUAUAUUGUAUAUCCUUUUUUGUAAAAGCUGUUUUGAGCUACAAAUGUAUGGAUGCAAUGCAUCAUGGGUUAUUGAAAAAGAUGUAAGAAAAUACAAUGAUUUGUACCCACAGAGAAAUGAUUGCAGGAGA
Molecule: messenger RNA, 3887 nt
Organism: Plectropomus leopardus (leopard coralgrouper)
Lineage: Eukaryota; Metazoa; Chordata; Actinopteri; Perciformes; Serranidae
Gene: camk1a
Product: calcium/calmodulin-dependent protein kinase Ia
Biological process (GO): protein phosphorylation
Molecular function (GO): ATP binding; protein kinase activity
Source: RefSeq, a predicted model, not a curated record